AGUUGUCAUGGAGAUAGAACCGUCCCCGGCGUCUGCUCGCUGGGGUGUUGCCAUGGAGAUCCCGGCUAGAGGUCCGCUCACCGCAGUGCUGGAGGAAGAGAGCAGCUCGCGGCUGGGGUCCGAGAAGCGAAUUCAGGACCUUGGAGAGAAGCGGUGCCGAGGACCCCCUUUCAGCCAAGGGAACUACUACAUGCUCAUAGUGAUCGGAGAGAUAGCGACAGACCACCAGCUGCAACGCGCCAGAGACCACUUAGAGCGGGGGAUCCGCUCCUGGGAUGUCAGCCUCAAGUCAUGUGACCUGGACCAUCAGCUGCAGCUGUUUGUGACGCGUCACUCCGCCCAGUUCUCCGCAGAGGUUAGAGGACAACGGACUCUCCACCACAAGAGUGAUGUCCUAGAGACUGUGGUGUUGGUCAACCCAUCCGAGGAUACGGUUGCUUUAGAGAUCCAGUCUCUUGUCACAGACUCAGCAGGACAUAAACUCCUGGUCCUGAGUGGGCAGAACUCAGACCACGGUGACCUGCUUCUCCAAAGUGGGGUUUUCACCUAUCAGAGCUUCUCACAAGUCUUUGCUGAUCCUGGGGUCAGUGAUUUGCUGGGCGAAGCGGCCCCCGAGCAGCGGGCCACACUCACUGUGUCCUGCCGAGCGGAGGUGGGUUGGAGCUCCCUGGGUCAGCAGCAGCACUUACGGGAGUUCCUUGAGUACAGAUUGAACCCUGAGCCUGUGCUCCCCAAGAUGGAGGGAGUCACAGAGUUCACGGAGUACAUCUCCGAGACAGUAGACGUGCCUUCGCCCUUUGACCUCCUGGAGCCGCCCACAUCUGGAGGCUUUCUGAAACUGUCCAGGCCCUGCUGCUAUGUCUUCCCUGGGGGGAGGGGCGACUCGGCCCUGUUUGCGGUCAAUGGCUUCAACAUCCUAGUAGAUGGAGGCUCUGAAAGGAAAUCAUGCUUCUGGAAGUUGGUCAGACACUUGGACCGCAUCGACUCGAUUUUACUCACUCACAUCGGUGCAGACAAUCUGCCAGGCAUUAAUGGGCUUCUUCAGCGGAAAAUAGCAGAGCAGGAGGAGGAACAGUCACAAGGCUCCGCUAGCUACAGCGACUGGAUGAAGAACCUGAUCUCUCCAGAGCUUGGUGUGAUCUUCUUCAAUGUACCCGAGAAGCUACGUAUGCCAGAAUCAAACCUAAAGGUCAAGCGUAGCAUCGAGGAGGCCUCACUCACGUUGCAGUACCUCAACAAACUGGGAAUCAAGCCGGAGCCUCUCUGUAGACUGGUCAGUAACCCUAUUGAGCCUUUAACUCUUUUCCAUAAGAUGGGAGUGGGCAAGUUAGACAUGUAUGUUCUGAACCCCGUCAAGGACAGUAAAGAGAUGCAGUUUCUCAUGCAAAAGUGGGCGGGUAACAGCAAGGCCAAAACUGGCAUUGUGCUCCCCAAUGGAAAAGAGGGAGAAAUAUCCGUACCUUACCUGACGUCAGUUACAGCAUUAGUCGUCUGGCUUCCUGCCAAUCCUGCAGAAAAGAUUGUCAGAGUGCUGUUCCCUGGAAACGCACCACAAAACAAAAUCCUGGAGGGGCUGGAGAAAUUAAAGCACCUUGACUUCUUGCGAUACCCAGUAGCCACACAAAAAGACAUCGCCUCAGGAGCUCCACCCGCUGUUGUAAAACAGACAAAACUGAAGCAAAGGACAGACAGCAAAGAGAGUCUCAAAUCAUCUCCCAAGACUACCAAAGCCCCAAAGAAAGAAGCAGACGAUGAGGUUUCGGCGACCACAGAGGCAAAGAGUGACUCUGUGAAGGAAGAGAGGAAACUGAAAGAGAAUGAAAAACCCACAAAAAUACUAAAAUCCAAGACUGAUGGACCAGAAAAUAAAAAAUUAUUGAAAGAGAAAUCCUUGAAAAAACACUCAAAGGAAAGGCCAUCCAAGAUGGAUGAGAAAAAAGACAAGGAAAAGAAAGAGAUAAAAAAAGUCAAGAAAGAUGACGCAGCUAAAAAAGAAGACAAAAAAAAAGACCCCAAAGUUGACAAGAAAAAGGAAACGUCCAAACCAGAGUUGAGAAAGAUAACAAAACCUGACCUAAAACCCCUCACACCAGAGGUCAGAAAGACCCUGCACAGGGCAAAAGCGUCAAGUAAACCCAAAACCGACAAAAGCAAAGUCAAAACGGCCAAGGCAGAGCCUGCUGAACCCAAAUCUGAGGAACUAGCAGCAGAUACCAUUCAGCCUGAGCCAUUACAAAAUGGGGCUGUUGAGGGCAUGUCUGCUUCCUCCACUCCAGAUGAUCUUACCAAGCCACCAGAGAGUGCAGUGGAGACACCAGCAGAAGAAAGCAUGACCGAAUCCCCUACCCAGGAGGAGGAGAAAGAACAGGAAACUGUCUCUCAAACUCCAACGGGCACAAAGUCUCCUGAGAAGGGAGCAGCCACAGAAAUGGAAGUUGAGGCUGAAUCUCAAAGAAAAGAGGACAAAUUAGCACAAGAGCAAAAAGAAGAAUUUCAAGCACAGGAUGUGGAUAUCUAUGAGGAUGAGGGAGCUGCCAUUGAGGACGAUGAAGUGGAGGAAAAAGAAGGCCUGAUAGCAGAGAGGAAAACGGUAGAGGAAAGUAUGGGGAUGGAGGAAGAGGAAGAUAUGGGGAUAGGGGAGGAGGAAGAGGAAGGAGAAGAUAACAGACUAGACAGGAAACAUGAGGUGGAGGAAAUGGAGAAAGCUGAAAAGCCCACAGCUAUGGCAAAAGAGGAAAGCAGAAGGCCUUCAUCCCAGGAGGAGGACGAUGAAGAUGUUGUUGAAAAGGCCGAGCUCGAAGAGGUAGAAGACUUAGAUGUGAUAGCUGAUGAAGAGGUCAAAGACAAACCUGAAGCGGGAGAGAAAGAAACAUCGGCCAAGAACUGGGAAAGCAAAGCAGUCGAACAGACUGCUGGAGCCAAAGAGGAGGAUGAGGAAGAUGAGGAAGGCUACAUCUCAAAUGUGGGAGGCGCUACAGCCGACAUAGUUUCAACACUGCAAGGAGCCGCUGCUGCCGAGCCCAUCUCCUUCAUUCAAGACGAAACCAUUCCCGGCUACUCCGAAACUGAACAGACCAUCUCGGAUGAGGAGAUUCAUGAGGAGGCGGAAGACAGGAUACCACACCUUCAAUACGAAGUGGGUACAUAUGACAUCUCUGUCCCAGAUCAGACAGGCUCCUUUGACACCAUCCACGGGAUGAAGGAGAUGCAAGCAGCAGCUAUAGCUGAUGUAACAGCCAAAGGUUUCAUUAGUGGACAGGAGCAAGUAUCAGUAUUCACUAACAUCAUGUCUGCUCCCUUGGCUGAGGAAGAACUUGUUUCCUCAGCCACAUCCAUCACGGAGUAUGAUAAAUUGUCCUCCUUUCCUACCUCUAUUGCAGAGGACCAAUUGGCUACUCCCGUCACUACACCUCAGACUGAGGAAACGGGCAAAAGCUCACUGCUUAAUGAUACUGUUAACAGCGUUCCACUGGCAAUUCCAACCGAGGCCACACAUGGGAAAGAACACUUCCACUCUGCUGGGACCAUCUCACCAACAUCCUCCUUGGAGGACGACAAGUGCUUAAAGUCACCUCCAUCUGAGGAGUGCCUUCCUGUUGUCUCUGAUGUGAAGACUGAGGAUAAGGUCAUCAAGGCUCAUGAUGAAGAGGAAGAAGAAGAAGACCAAACUCCUAACAUUGACAUUUCACGUGAAAAACUACAGGAGAGUUUUGCCUCUCCUCAAAUGUUCCAGGAUAGAGAAAGGGAUGUGGAAAAGCUCCCUGCCUCUGAGUCUCGCGUCUUCAAACCUGUUCAAGAUUUGAAGCUGGGUCACCCACCAGUUGAUGAGGAGGUACAGCUCUUUAAGUCCAAAGAAGACAUCUCAACGGCAGUGCCUUCAAAACCCCUUUCACCUCCACCCUCUUUCUCAAAGCCAUUUAGGUCAGACUCAGUUACUUCAGAAGGUGAAGAGCGGUGCUUCAGUCCAGACGAUAGCACUGUGAAAAUGGCCUCUCCCACACAGUCUGGACCUCCCAGUGCAACCCACUCUCCAACUCACUCUCCUCUUCAUCAGUCACCUGUGGAAGAAAAGACCAAGGGCUUCCCAGGACUGGAACAUCAAAUACAGGAGGAUGUUCAUGAUUCAGCCACCAAAACAGAUGAUGAUGAUGCGAAGACAGAUCAAGAAGAUAAUAAUGAAAAACUAGAUGCUGACAUCCAGAAAGAAAGUCAACAAGAGUCAGAUGCACCACCAUCUGGGGUGAAAUCAUUUGAAAAAGACUUGCCGGUUACAAAAGUGGAAGAAAUAGAUGGUCUCUCCACUUCCAAAGAUGAGAUCCAACCGAAACAGGAGACAACUCCUCUUCCCUCUGAGUCAGUCACAAGGAAAGACGAAGUUUCCUUAUUAGGAAAGGAAUCUUUACGGGAAGACAUUUCUAGUGGUGAGGCUAUACUCGAACACAGUGAUGGGGAAGACGAUGAUGACCAUCAAGAGAAAGAAUCCAAAGUGUGCAGUAAGGCUAAAUUCCCAAAGGAGAAGGAGAGUAGCUUCUUAGAUGAUGAUAACGGUGAGGAUGAUGAUGAUGAUGAUGAUGAUGAUGAUGAUGAUGAUGAUACUUCUGAUGUAAAACCCAUAAAACAGGACAUGAAGGAGAAAGAGACAGAAAAGCAUGACAGACACGAGGCUGAAACCACCAAAGAAGAUAAGAAAGAAAAGGUUGGUUCUACUGAAGCUGAACAAAUCAAGGAAGAUAAGAAAGAAACAGAAAAGGUUGGUACUACUGAAGCUGAACCCAUCAAGGAAGAUAACAAAGAAACAGAAAAGGUGGGUACUACUGAAGCUGAACAAAUCAAGGAAGAUAAGAAAGAAACAGAAAAGGUUGGUACUACUGAAGCUGAACCCAUCAAGGAAGAUAACAAAGAAACAGAAAAGGUGGGUACUACUGAAGCUGAACAAAUCAAGGAAGAUAACAAAGUAACAGAAAAGGUGGGUACUACUGAAGCUGAACAAAUCAAGGAAGAUAACAAAGUAACAGAAAAGGUUGGUACUACUGAAGCUGAACCCAUCAAGGAAGAUAAGAAAGAAACAGAAAAGGUUGGUACUAUUGAAGUUGAACCCAUCAAGGAAGAUAGAGAUUUGAAAGUGAAGGGAAAAGAGGACAUUCAUGAUGCUGAAUUCGUCAAGGACGAUGAAGAUUUGAAAGUGAAGGAAAAAGGUGAUAUUCAUGAAGCUGAACCCAUCAAGGAAGAUAAGAAAGUAACAGAAAAGGUUGUUACUACUGAAGCUGAACCCAUCAAGGAAGAUACAGAUUCGAAAGUGAAGGAAAAAUGUGAUAUUCAUGAAGUUCAACCCAUCAAGGAAGAUUACGAUGGGAAAGUGAAAGAAAAAUAUGUCAUUCUUGACGCUGAUCCCAUCAAGGAAGAUAAGAAAGAAACAGAAAAGGUUGGUACUACUGAAGCUGAACCCAUCAAGGAAGAUUAUGAUGAAAAAUAUGUCAUUCAUGAAGCUGAACCUAUCAAGGAAGAUAAGAAAGUAACAGAAAAGGUUGGUACUACUGAAGCUGAACCCAUCAAGGGAGAUAAGAAAGUAACAGAAAAGGUUGGUACUACUGAAGCUGAACCCAUCAAGGAAGAUAAGAAAGUAACAGAAAAGGUUGGUACUACUGAAGCUGAACCCAUCAAGGAAGAUAAGAAAGUAACAGAAAAGGUUGGUACUACUGAAGUUGAACCCAUCAAGGAAGAUAGAGAUACUUGUGGGGCCGAGCUCAUCAAGGAGGAGAAGUGUGAACCUAUGAAAGAAGAGAACCAGAAAGAAAUAGAGACUAUAUUAACUUCCAAAGAUGAGCUAAGCUCUUGUAUCUCUACCUCUAAAGUGGAGCCAGCCUCAGACUCCACCACAACACAACAACUAGUACAAGAGAAAGAUACCUUUGUGGCUGAUCCCAUGAAAGAUGAGACAAAAGAAAAGAAUACUUUUGACACUGAACCGAUAAGAGAAGAUAAAAUAGAAAAAGAGCGAGAUACCCUUGACAGUGAACCGACGAAAGAAGAGCACAGAGAGAAAGAGAAGGGUGAUACAUGCAUGGCUGAAUCCACCCAGGGGGAGAAUAAAGAAAAGGAUACUUUUUUUGAGAUUGAAGUCAGUCAGGAAGAGAAAAUGGAGAAAGAGAAAGAUGAUACUCAUGUGGCUGAUGUCAGUAAAGAACGGAAGAUGGAAAAGGAGCAAGAGAAAGAAGAUAUUAGUGAUUUCGAAGACGUCAAAGAUCAGAAAGAUAGAGAUAAAAGUUAUGAAGCUGAACCCAUCAAAGACGAGGAAAGCGAGAAAGAUAGAGAUGAACGUUAUGAAGCUGAACCCAUCAAAGGAGAGGAAAGAGCAAAAGAAAAUGAAACAGCUGACAAAGUCAAAGAUGAGAAGAGCAAGGAAGAGACAGAAAAAUAUGAUUCUCAUGAGAUUGAACCUGCUAACGAGGAGGAAGAGCGCACCACCACACAGACAAGAACGGUAGAGAAACUAGAGGGGACGUCUGCGACAAAGCUUGAGUCUACAUUUCAGGUUCAGUACUCAGACGGAGAUGAGGAAGAGGAAGAUGAAUCCAUUUGCAUGGCUGGUGCAGGCUCAAGACCUGUAUCAGUGGAACCUAGACAAUCAGAGCACGACAUCAUGUCUCAACAUCUGCUCUCAACUCAGCCAUCAGAGAAUGUGCUUAGUGACCAAACGAAGGACUGCCACUCUGAACAGGCCACUGGGCCUGCGUCUUCAUUUCCGAAACGGGAGGCCUCUCCUGAUAAAGACAUCAAAGAGCAGCAUAAAGAAGGACAACAUAGACUCUCCCCUGAACUAGAAAAGGACACCAGGACAACUGAGACCACAUCAGCACCCCAUCUCAGCCAAGAGUCCACCAUUGGUUUCCCUACCUUGAAAGAGGAUUCAAUCUCUGCUAUCUCUACCACCAAAGAAGAACCAGGCUCAGACUCCAUCACUACAGACAGCCAGAUUAUAAGUUCAACACUGUUACGCACCGAUAGCCAGACUAUAAGUUCAACACUAUCACGCACUGAUAGCCAGGCUAUAAGUUCAACACUAUCAAGCACCGAUAGCCAGGCUAUAAGUUCAACACUAUCAAGCACCGAUAGCCAGGCUAUAAGUUCAACACUAUCAAGCGCCGACAGCCAGGCUAUAGGUUCAACACUAUCAAGCGCUGACAGCCAGGCUAUAGGUUCAACACUAUCAAGCUCUGACAGCCAGGCUAUAGGUUCAACACUAUCAAGCGCUGACAGCCAGGCUAUAGGUUCAACACUAUCAAGCGCUGACAGCCAGGCUAUAGGUUCAACACUAUCAAGCGCUGACAGCCAGGCUAUAGGUUCAACACUAUCAAGCGCUGACAGCCAGGCUAUAGGUUCAACACUAUCAAGCGCUGACAGCCAGGCUAUAGGUUCAACACUAUCAGGCGCUGACAGCCAGGCUAUAGGUUCAACACUAUCAAGCGCUGACAGCCAGGCUAUAGGUUCAACACUAUCAAGCACCAAUAGCCAGGCUAUAGGUUCAACACUAUCAAGCGCUGACAGCCAGGCUAUAGGUUCAACACUAUCAAGCACCGACAGCCAGGCUAUAGGUUCAACACUAUCAAGCGCUGACAGCCAGGCUGUAAGUUCAACAAUAUCAAGCACCGAUAGCCAGGCUGUAAGUUCAACACUAUCAAGCACCGAUAGCCAGGCUGAACGUUCAACACUAUCAAGCUCUGACAGCCAGGCUGUAAGUUCAACACUAUCAAGCACCGAUAGCCAGGUUGUAAGUUCAACAAUAUCAAGAGUUGACAGCCAGGCUGUAAGUUCAGCACUAUCAAGCAUUGACAGCCAGGCUGUAAGUUCCACUCUCUCGAGCACCGAUAGCCAGGCAGGUGUGGAGGAAUCCACCCAGCAUGAAACACUGCUGCCUUCUAUGACAACAAGCAAAGAAGCAUCUAAUACGGAUGAAAAGACGAAGCAUGUUUCUCAAAAAGGAGAGGAGAAACCAGGCAAGGAAGCUGAGAGGGAAUUGGAAACAGAGCGGGAAGUUGCUUCCCCGGGACACACACAACCUUGUUCAUAUUUUCUCUUGGAUAAAGAUUCUGCGAAGUUUCCGGAGGAAGUGGGCCACAUUGAUGCUUCAAAAGCAGACAGUGCCUCUGAAAAAGUGGAAGGUUUUGACAAAAUGAGAACAGAGAAGGAGGCGAUCAGUGUGAGCUUGCAAGAAGAAAAUCAGGGCUUUGGCAUGUCUAAGUAUGAACCCUAUGAAAAGCCCAUUUCGAAAGAACAGGCAUCAGACAAUAAAGAAGACCGUGAGGUUUCUAGAGAGUUUGAUCGGUCAGCACAUAUUGGCAUUGAUGAUAAUAGGAGAACUAGGCAGGCAGAUGCUGGUGCAGAUGCAUUCGACUCAGAGGACGAGGAAAAAGAGGAACCGCUGUCAUUCAGCAGCGUUGAUUACACUCCCCCACGUUUCACAGAGGGCGAGAGAAGCCCCAGUUGUAGCCCAAGUGCCUUCCCUGAACACAAUGACAAAGAGAAAGGUCAAGAAGAAGAGAGUGAUAGGAAGGAGGGACAUGCUACACCACACGUGGAAAACAGCUUUGCAUAUUCAGAGACUCAAGACAACAAAACCACCCCAGCAGAGCCAUGCUCAUUACCUUUCAAUCUCAAAGAAGAUAAACCUGAAAAAGUUGAGAAAGAUGAAAUGAAGGACGAUGCCUGGUCGGCCCCUCAAACAUCUACAGGAGAGACGGACAAGACUGGAGCAUCUCCUAGUAUAGAGGAGUAUCUGCCAGUCCAGUCAGGCAGAAAGGAAACAGCCUCUCUGUCAUGGGGCCAAUCCAACCUUGGUGCCCAAGCUUCAGCUACUACCAUGCCUUUUGAAGACGUCCCUGAGAAGCAGACAACAGAGAAGGAAAAAGAUGAGCCAGUGAAAGACAAGUUGGAUUCAUCUGAUAGUGAGCGAGGAGACUCUCCCUCUGGUCGCUACUCACCAGCGGAGAAAGACAUGUUACCUCAUCAAGUUUCACCUAAGGAAAAGGAAAAUCAGGCUACUGCUGCCCCCCUGGCCGCAUAUUCAGGACAUCUCAUAGACGAUAAUGUUCUUGCAUCUGAGUACACUCAAAUUGGCAGCUCUAUCUCCAGUAAAUCUACAAUGGGCUAUUCUGAGAGAGAAGACACUCCGGAUAGUGUAUAUAAGAGGCUACUGGUGGUAGGAGAGGAUUAUGAUGAUGAUGAUGAUGAUGAUGAUGAAGAUGAAGAUGAGGACGGUGAAGAUGCGGAGGAAGAAGAUGAAGAAGCCAGUGAUCUAGAUGUGGAGAAGGGUGCAAGAGAGCAGUCUGAAAAAGAAAUCUGUAAAACUACAUCGGAUGAUACAACACCUUCUAAACUUCUUGUUACAGAAGAAGAGGACAAGAAGGCCCUCUCACCCGAACCCAGCCUCCUCAAAAAGGAGGAACCUACCCAUUCAAUGACCACAAGCAGCCCUCCACUGGUAGAUACUGCAGAUUCCCUUUUGAAGAAUGUAGUUGGUGCCUCGCCACUCCAGUCUGGCAGUUCCACUGCGAUGGAACAAACAGGUUCUGGAGGAUAUCCUUCUGAAUCUUCAGAGUAUUCCGAGGACAGCCAGCUGGGGUUAAAGGAGGAGAGGUUUGACAGUCCUGACCUAUCUCUGCCAACCAAGUCCAGUGAAGAUAAACAUUACAGUCAGGGAGACAUUGAAGCUGAGAGGCAGAGAAGCCCAGAUACCGCUAGUCGAAAACCAGAGGAAGCUCCUUCGUCUUACCUCCCAUCUGCCUCAGCUUCUCUAUCAACCAGCCACCAGUUUCGAGAGGAGGUAGAGACUCCCGUCACAGUGUCUAGUGCCCCCUACAGGACAGAUUCUGAGGUUGCUUCUGUUGAGUAUUCUUCAUUCAAAGAUGAAGACUCCUCAGUCAAGCACUCAAUCCUCUCAACCUCAGGGGUAAUACUAAAAGAGGAGUACCUAGAAGCCUCUGAAAAGCUUACCUCUACAACUACAUUCAGUCUGACACAAGUCUCUCCAGUCUUACCUACUCCAGCCAAAGACGCUAUUCAACAAGACACAUCGUCAAGCCCUAAAAUGGACAAGGGUCAGACCUCUGAUACCUUUCAUAAACUUGAGGGCAUUGUUGAAACCAAAACCAUGUCUGCUGGGGCUUCAGAACCAUUAAGUUCCCAGCUGUCCAAACCCGCUGAAACCAUAUCCACUUCGAGGGCUCUCUUUGAUGUUUCCCCAUUGCAAAGAGCUGACUCUUCUGACAGAGAAUCCCAGGGCUCACUGGGCAGCAAAGAGUCAUACACUUUUGAAAUGGAGGACAGUACUCUUCCAUGCCGCAUUGAAUGCCAGAAAUCUUCAGUGACAGAGCAAAAAGAAGGCAUUUUGUCAAUGACUGAGACACACAUGGUCACCAUCGUCUCCAGUACAACCACAACAGUGACCCAAUCUGAUGUGGUGACAAAACCACAGGAGUCAACUGAAGCCUCUUCCAAUGGGUCUACUGAGGUUAGCACAAGUUCCCAAGAAGUCUUCAGUGGAGCAAGCAAAGCCUCUUGUGCCACAAUGUCAGAUCUACCUAAAUCUGAUCUGCUUAAAUCUGAUCAGAAAAAGGAAGAAGAAGAAGAGACAAAGAAAGAGAAAGAUAAGAUGGAAAUGAAAGAGGAGGAGAAGGAGAGCAAAGUAGAGACCCUAAAGGAGGACAAGGAAAUGCCAGAGCAAAAGGAUAAGGAGGAGAAGAAAGAGAUGGAUGAGAAGAAAGAGAUGGCUGGAGAGAAGGAAAAGGUAGAGGAAAAGCAAUUGGAGGAGAAAGAUGGGAAGGAGGAGGAGAAGAAAGACCAGACUGAUGAGGAGAGUGAAAAAGAGAAGGAGAGGAAAGAGGGAGAGAAAGAGAAAGUAGAGGAUAAAAAAGCAGAGAAACAGGAAGAGAAGACGUCCGAAAGGAGAAGGAGUAGCUUAUCUGACUGGGAACUCCUACAAGGGCCGGGCGCAUGCCCAAGCGCCCCUCCAGGCUAUGAAGAUGACAGGGAAGAGGAGGAGGAGGAAGCGUACGAAACGGAAGAAGCAGAAGAAGCAGAGGAAGAAUACGGUCAAGAAGAAUGCGUAGCUCCAGGCCAGCCCACCCCGCUGUCCACAGCAGAACAUGCCCACCAUACAAAGGCAUCUGCCAAAACAGAUGGAGAAUCCAGUCGUCCCACUGACCUGCAUAUGGAGGCUACCUCCUCGUCCCCCCCUAGCUACUCCUCAUGUGAAUACAAACACCGCAAAGGAGAAAUCUCCCCAUCCUUCAUCAACCCCAGUCCACACGCCCUCUCCAGUGAUGACGGCGAAGAGGACAAAGGGAGCGACCAAUCUCUUGAGGGGGAUGAAGACGACCGCGAGCAACACUCGGUCAAGAGGAGGUCUCACAAGCAGAAGCGACAUCUCACUCAAUGUGGAGCUGCUGGAGCAGGGGAGGGGUCGCAACCAGUUUCCAUGCCUCCCGGUGGCAUGGCAACUGGACUCGGGGUGGUGCUCGCUGGAGAGGAGACGCCCCCCACAUCAGUGAGCGACUCGUUAGCGACGCAGUCUGACUCAGACGUACCUCCAGAGACCGAGGAGUGCCCGUCGAUUACAGCAGAGGGAAACCUGGACUCAGACGAAGAUGCAGAACACCUGCCGGUGGAUAAACUAUCUGCCUCUGCCACCGGAGGGGGCCAUCAACCUCCCUCGCCCAGAUCAGCUGCGAAGGUCCACGACCCCCUACCUGCCCCUAUGAAGGACCCCCUCCCACACCCGCCACACCCUGACGUGUGCAUGGUGGACCCAGAGGCCCUCCCUAACGACCAGAGCAGCACGGAGAAACUUCUCAAGAAGGAUCACAAGACAACCAAGAGCCUGCGGAAGGGCCUGGGCAAGCCUAAGUCUGCGUCCCCAGCCCGGAAGGGGAAGAGGUCCACCACCCCUGUGAAGCAGACCUCCAAGGACUCCUCGCCUCGAUCGGCCUCUCUGAGAAGGAGGGACACGGAAAGGAGCUCCAGGCUGACGCAGAAGUCCGAGGGCCUGGGAUCCAAGGGUGACCUACACGCUCCAGGGAAAGGCCUGGUGAACGGCGUCAAGAGCAAUUUGGGUACCAACUCCCAGAAAUCUAGUUCAGCCGUCCCCCCUGGGCCUCCAAUCUAUGUGGACCUGGCCUAUGUGCCCAACCACUGCAGUGCCAAGAACGUGGACCAGGAGUUCUUCAAGCGGGUGCGUGCUGCGUACUACGUGGUGAGCGGCAACGACCCGGCCGGUGGAGAGCCCAGUCGUGGUGUCCUGGAUGCCCUUUUGGAGGGCAAGGCCACAUGGGGCUCCAAUCUACAGGUGACUCUGAUCCCUACUCAUGACACGGAGGUGACGCGGGACUGGUACCAGCAGACGCACGAGAAACAGCAGGAUCUGAACAUCAUGGUCUUGGCCAGUAGCAGCACAGUGGUCAUGCAGGAUGAGUCCUUCCCUGCCUGCAAGAUUGAGUUCUAAGUUCUGCACCCGUUGCUAUUUUACCUUCCUCUUCCUCCUCCCCUCAUCCGUGCUACUCUUUAUCCUCCCAUAUGUAAGAUUCCAUUGCAUUUGCUGUCGUCUUCGGCAUGUGCACUGGCUUCCAACUGGUCAAUGUUAUCUGACAACAGCCAGCUACAGUAUGUCAGGCAGAAACAUAGCUAAAGUACAGGGUACAUGGUAGCUGUACAAAGGUGUGAUGCAUAUUUGUUUCAAUUAUGCUUUCCAUUUAAACAACAUACUUGCACGAUAAAAACACCUCUUUAUUAGAUUCGGUCUUAAACAAUAUUGUUUUUUUCUCACAUAUAACCUCUCCAAUGUGCACAUAUUGUGAUCACGCACAUCUGUGAUGAGGAUAAUUCUCAAUAGUUAUUUCAGCUUUCAAAUCACUGUACUGCACCUCAAAUCCACAUCUAAAUGGACAACACUUUCCAAUUAAAAGUGCUAUCUUAACAAUGUAUCGAUUUGUCUAGCGUUGUUGGGGCAUCUAGUGCCUAAUGCUACAUUAAGAUUGUGCACAGUUAAGUCACAUUCAACAUGUGAAACUUAAACACUCUUACUUAUUGUCUUAAACUCAACAGAGAAAUACAAAAUGAAAAUAAAAUGUAUAAAUUGCUUAUCCAAAGGGCCAAAGUAAGUGCCAAAACAGUCUUGAGGUAAGACAGUGGCUGUGUCCGAAAUCUGGCUUGCCUACUACUUACCUAAACUGUAUACUGCGUACUAAUUGUACUACAUACUACAAUGUACUUAGUAAAAAACGUAUGCAGCAAGCAACAAAUAUCAACAUACUACUCAUCCAGAAUGAGAAGGCAUCAUCAAACGUGUUAUCGCACUUGUUCCCCCGUCAUUUGUUCAUUUUUUGUAAAGCACAUCUGAUUAUCAGCUGGUGUCGAAUGAGGGCGGCUGUGAAAAAACGAUUCACUUCCUCAAUAGUGUGUAGUAAAUUCUACCAGACGAACAGCCUAAAUAAGUAUGACAUCUGGGCAUUUCAUGAAUACUCGAUUUUCGAAAUUUCACAUACUCAAACAGCCUACUAUUUAGGAUGCAAGUAUGGAUAUUCGGACACGGCCAGUUGUUAACGCUCUCCAAAAUAAGUCCAAAACCGUUACGAGAUGAACAGUUACUUGAUCUCGCUUGUACGCAGACUACGCACAAUGUUGUAUAAUGGUAGUAGCUUAGUAAGUAUCCUAAAUUGAGGCUUUGUUUUCGAUAUAUAAGACAUUACUCCUGUUUGGAGAUAUUACGUAAGAUGCAGCUCUAGAUGCUGUACCGUUUGACUUUCUCAGUACUCUUAACUACGUCAACUGGUAUUACAGAGGACUAUUACCACAUAGCUUGUCGUGAAGCUUUAGGAGGGGCCUGAAAGUGCUACUUUCAGUUUAAAUAACUAGCUAGCUUUUAUGAAUUAUUUUUCCUCAGUAGCUGAAGCAUGAUUCUUGCAUUUAGCUCAGACUACUCCCUCGAGGAAGUAGAGUUUUUUUUUUUUAUUUGACCAUGUGUCUAAGUCCUUGCAGUCUUCAAGUAGGGAGUAGCCUAUAAACAUGUUCCAAUACCUUACCGUUUGGCUGUGUGUUUGCUAAAAUGAACGCUACACUGUAGGCACCAGGCAAAGAGAUGGUUCUCUUGCAUUAGCUAUAUUUCUGCUGGAUGUAAUGGUUCUUUAUCAAUAUAUGAAGCAGUGGAGGCUGCUGAGGGGAGGAACGGCUCAUAAUAAUGGUCGGAACAGAGUGAAUGGAAUGGCAUCAAACACAAUGGAAACCAUGGAAUUAAUGUGUUUGAUGUAUUUGAAACCAUUCCACUGAUUCCGCUCCAGUCGUUACCACGAGCCCGUCCUCCUGUGAUCUGAAGCCAUUAUCAUGGUCUUUGUUGGUAUGUUGAUACAUGGAGAGAUUGUGUUAUAACACAUUAGAGAAGGAUGUUUAAAUGAAUGCAGCUGAUUGGUCAGGACAGAGGCAACCGAGAUGAAUGUAUUAUGUUUUGAUGUUUUCUCCCGUUUUCAGUUAUAUUAUACUGUCUGUAUGAAACUAUUUAAUGAAUUGAUGGAAACUGCAUUGAUUUUCCAUGGCGAAUGUAGCAGUAGAGUCUACUCCGUCCCACUAAAACAGGGUUGUGUGGAGGUUGUGUGAGUGUUCUUGUGCAAAAAAAAAAACAUGACUGCGGUGGUAAACAAUCGCUCUCAUGUGCCUUCUGGUUGGGGUAUUGGUCAAGAGAGAAGGGUUACUUUUAUAGUAGGCAUUAUGGAGAGGGGAACCUGGAUCCAAGGAUAACACAAGAAACUGUGGAGAGGGGAACCUGGAUCCAGGGACAACACAAGAAACUGUGGGGAACCUGGAUCCAGGAAUAACACAAGAAACUGUGGCGAGGGGAACCUGGAUCCAGGAACAACACAAGAAACUGUGGAGAGGGGAACCUGGAUCCAGGGACAACACAAGAAACUGUAGAGAGGGGAACCUGGAUCCAGGAACAACACAAGAAACUGUGGAGAGGGGAACCUGGAUCCAGGGAUAACACACGAAACUGUGGAGAGGGGAACCUGGAUCCAGGGACAACACAAGAAACUGUGGAGAGGGGAACCUGGAUCCAGGGACAACACAAGAAACUGUGGAGAGGGGAACCUGGAUACAGGGACAACACAUGAAAUGGUGGAGAAGGGAACACUUUAGAAUAUCAAACAAAUCCAUAGUUGUUGUCCAGGAAUACUGCAUCUAGUCUGAUCCAUGUGGAUGGAUGCUGUAUACUGUAUACACACCGUUGGUAGGUGAAAAGGUAAUUAGCCAGCUUAGACAGCACAUUUUAGAUUCAGUUUCUUAUCAGUUUAUUGCUGGUUAGCAUUUGUCCCCUAUCUUAAAGUGCCGCCCAGAAAAUACAUCAGACAAUAACGUGGUCAAAGAGCAAGAAUGCACUUUUCAAAGGGGAGAAGAGGAGCUUAGGAGUGGGGCCGUGGUUCUAGUGAGAGAAGCACACAUGUUAUUUUUAUUUUUAUUCAGCGUUCUUUACCAUAACGUGGACUAUGGUAGCCUUUGAUUUUAGAAUAGGUGGCUAGAGCAAACACUCCAUACUGUAUGUGAAGACGUUCCAACAAUAACACAAGGUAGAUAUUUAUCAAAUAAAAAUAAACUUUUCAACCCUAAGAUCAUAUUUAUCAAACGAACAUGAAUGUGACGUUGAUUGUCGUGGAUAGAGAUGUGGCACGUGUAUCACAGGUCUUACAAGUAGAAUGACGUUUUGUGUUGUAGUACAUGCUUGAGUGACACACACAGAGAGACAGGGACAACAUAGUGUGUCUUCAAAGUUACCGUUUGUGGUGGGUAAUCAGAGGUGGAGCUUCUUACUUUGUCACACUGUUCAUUGGAGCUCAUUACAAAACGUGAUUCAGAUUUGCGUUAAAUUCCAUAGAGAUUAUAGAGUCACUUUUUGAUUGUUUUAUGUUUUAUUGUACUUUUCUGGUCGUUUUUUUUGUAGUUGUAUUAGUUCAAUUAAUUGAUGUAUAAAUUAUCAGUAUUAGAUUUUUUUCAUUGAUUUGAAUUGUUUUUCAAUAUUUCAGUUACAUGUAGGACUAACAAUUAUGAUUGUCUCUUUUGUUUACAUUUCCUAGAUUGUAUUUUUGAAAAGACUGGCUAAAAAUGUAUUUUAUAAUAAGCGUCUGAUUUUCAGCAUUCUUUUUUGCUUAGUGAUUCUUAAAUGUAACGUGUUUAUGUUUAGAGCUGCUGUGUUGUGUGUUUGGGGCUCCUGGCUUGAGGCCAGAGAGAGUGGACUGGGUGGGGCAGACAGAGAUUGCUGGAGAGACUGUCUAUGACUCAUAGUUUGCAGACGGACAGACAUCCUUUACAUCGACCUGCAAGAGGAACAUUCUCUCCCUCUAUCGGAUCCAGAACCUAACUGAGUCUCCUCUUAGGCUAAACCCAUAAGAACAGUGCCAUCUUUGUCGUUUUUUCUUCUGAACUUACUCAAAUGUACGCUGCUAUAAUAGGCUGCAGGACAGCUUCCCCCAGGUCUGUUCCUAGCCCGGCCCACUCUCUGACUAGCAACGCUGCAGAGCUAGCUGGACUCGCGGCUCCGGCUGUAUGGUUUCUUUCAGUAUUAUUGAGAUACUACAUUUUGUUAGCUUUAGAGUUAGUAUGCACUGCGAAUGCGUUGAUAUGCUUGUCAUGUUGAUUAAUAGGAAGGUCAGAAUAGCUGCUACGCUGAGUGAGAGCAUCUCUAUCCUCAUGGGAUAGAGAUGGAGGAUGUUUAUCAAAUAGCUGUGUAUGCGCAACUACAUAUCCCGGGAUAGAGGGGCCACACUAAGCCUACGACAGGUUGUCAGUGAAGGUACAAAUACAUGGCUUUGGAUAUAUUACAAUGUCGCCACGAACUACUGCUUCUAAACUGAUCAUAUCAAUCUAAGUCUCUCUACCCCUUUUUGGCACUCUAUGGCAGGUACAGAUCUAGUACAGGGUAGGUAAGGGGGAAAUCUGAACCAGGCUCAAGAUUGGCUGUUUAACGUAUACUGUCUAUGGCAUGGGUUUUCUGAAUGGGCUGAUAUGGUGUAUUGUCCUCAAGUCUGACUCAAGUCUGAGUUUUGUUUUAAGUUGUGGUGGAGCAUCUUGGUGGUUCGAUUCCAAAUACCCAGCCUUAGGAUCAAGCACCCUGGGCCCCUGGCAGAUGGCUGUGAAAUGCUAAGUAAAAAAGAAUAUACAAAAUAUGACUUUGCAGAAUGCACUAAACCUUAAAUAAUACUAUUGGUACUGUUCUGAAUGCUGCUGGACAAAAAAACCCGAACAAAACAGAAUUGUACGCAAAUAUCUAAGUGAUAUAUCAGUGGAGGAAAGCCUAAGGAAGAGACAGACUACUGUAUUCAGAUUUAAUUUCAAGAACAAUGAUUGUAACUCAAAACGGAUAGCACAGUUUAUUCAUAUUGCAGUGGCUGUUGUUUCAUUUGCGGUUCUGUCCCAAGAGGAGAAAACUGUAAUUUAUGACAACACAAAGACUUGGUGUCCUAUACUAACAGAAACAUACUUACAAUAACACAGAAACUAACUGCAGCUGAAACUUUUCCUGAAUAUGACUUGAAAACACAUUGGAGACAGAAAAAAAUUACGAAUUAGUCAAAUGAAUGAUACAUGUACAUUUAUGUACUGUACACAACUAUGUAUAUACACCUUAAAACAAAAUCUAAAUAGAUAUGUUAUGAAACGUAUGAUCCUUCUUGUUAUUUUAGCAGAUUUUCAUCAAGUGUAUGAUCAAAACUUCCCAAGCCUUGAACAAAGAAUCAUAGCCAAUGCUAACUAGGUAGCUACAGAUGAAAAAUAAACGUCUUUCAGUUUAAUUUCCAUUCUCCCAACUCUCUCAUCAUAAAAAGAUUCUUUUGAACAUAUAUCAUUGUACCAUUUUAUCUCUCUGCAUGUGAACUAUUUGGUUAUAAUCCUGAAUGUAAUUGUUUAUUAACAUGAAAAUGAAAACAGGAAAUGCUCUUUUAAAAUGGUAUAUUUGAAACAGCUGAUUGUUUAACUGGUACUGGGAUGGCAUAUAUUAUUACUGUGCUGUGCUUGACUGUUUUGCCCUAAGAUGUUGUUAUAAUAAAAAAUGUUGUAGUUCUUCGGUCUUUGUCGCUGUAUUAAUCUUAGUUCUGUUACUAUCUUCAGUGCAAUUGUAGAAAAUUCUCUCUCUCUCUCUCUCUCUCUCUCAUUCUCUCUCUUUAAAUCUAAAAUGCAAAACUACAACUAGGCCUACCGCAGAUUAAUUGUAAAAGGGAAACAGCCUGGUGAUCACCAAUAAAAAUGCAUUUAUUGAAAUCAGA
Salmo salar (Atlantic salmon) is the source of this 18293-nucleotide messenger RNA. Its product is annotated as microtubule-associated protein 1B-like. The record is from RefSeq and is a predicted model, not a curated record. Gene Ontology annotation, biological process: microtubule cytoskeleton organization; axonogenesis; dendrite development. Gene Ontology annotation, molecular function: actin binding; microtubule binding. Gene Ontology annotation, cellular component: synapse; dendrite; microtubule. Lineage: Eukaryota; Metazoa; Chordata; Actinopteri; Salmoniformes; Salmonidae.